AUGUCUAACCAUUUACAGUCUAUUAUUUCUGCUUAUGUUGAUGAUAAAAAUAUAGAAGAGUUAAGUGAAGAUGAAAUAUUAGAAGAAAGUUUUCAAAAUAUGAUAGAAAUUGAUGAUGAUGAUAUACUAGAAGAAGAUUCUCAAUGCAUAAUAAAAGUUGCUGAUAAUAAUGAUAUAUCAGAAGAUAUUGAUAAUGAUGAUGUUAUAUUAGAAGAAAGUUCUCAAAGCAUUAUAGAAGUUGACAGUGAUGAUAAUGUAUUAGAAGGAAGUUCUCAAAGUAUGAUAGAAGUUGAUAACGAUGGUAAAGAAAGUUCUCAAAGUAUUAUAGAAGUUGAUAGUGAUAAUGAUAUACUAGGAGAAAGUUCUCAAAACAUGAUAGAAGUUGAUUAUAAUGAUAAAGAAAGUUUUCAAAGUAUUAUAGAGGUUGGUAGUGAUAAUGAUAUACUAGGAGAAAGUAAAGAAGAUAUAUUAAAAAUAAUAAAAAUUAUCACAAAAAAACUUUCUAAGCAAUAG
Cetraspora pellucida is the source of this 513-nucleotide messenger RNA. NCBI's taxonomy places the organism in Eukaryota, Fungi, Glomeromycota, Glomeromycetes, Diversisporales, Gigasporaceae. The record is from the annotation of a GenBank genome assembly.